This is a messenger RNA of Monopterus albus (swamp eel), 5282 nucleotides long. RefSeq names its product KIAA0947-like (H. sapiens) (gene ice1). The transcript has 20 exons. The record is from RefSeq and is a predicted model, not a curated record. The coding region runs from base 172 to 4773 and encodes 1533 amino acids. NCBI's taxonomy places the organism in Eukaryota, Metazoa, Chordata, Actinopteri, Synbranchiformes, Synbranchidae.
AUUUCACGAAGCUCCCCAAAUAGGGUCCUGGCUUGGGUCCUUGCUCAACGUGGGAGACACGAAAAUGAAGUUGUUUUGAAAGUGUUUGGGAUUACUCUGACCGAGGAAUGGUUGUCAAAUAGGAAAUCAUAUAAUAACGGUGGUGAGAGUUGGGGUGAAAGCUGUUUUAAGAUGAUGCCAGGCGAUAGUCAGUCCAAAAUGGUAGUAAUCGCCGGAGACGCGACGGUUGGAAACUGUCAAAACUGUUCUGUUUUGCAUCAGAGUCUGACCGAAUAUGUGUCGUCAUUUCUGGCACUGAAGCAGAAAAUUACGGUCUCUGAUGACACAGUCCGACUUCAACAACAGCUGGAAGAGCUGCAGAUCAGACUGGUUACUCUGGAGAAAAAGGCUGCAGACUAUGAAUUGGUGCAAGCAGAACUGGAGGAGAAGAAGGGUGCCCUUGAGGCCUAUGGACAGGUGUCUGAAGCAAUGGAAAAGCUGAAGCAAGAAAACAGCAAGGCAAUGGCAGAAAAUAAGAAGUUUGAAGAGCAGCUAAAGAAUGUGAAAGAACUUGUGGAAAAGCAAACACUUGAAAAUGCACAGUUGAAGAGGGAAAAGGCUGUGAUAGAAAAUGACUUGCUGAAGGCACAGACAUCAUUGAAGAAAACUCAGACACAAGCAGAUCAGGUUGAAAAACUUAUAGAGGAAAACUCCAAGAUGACAAGCAUAAAGGACAUCCUUGAAAAUAAAGUCCGACUGCUCGAAGACUUGGUUUGCAAACAGAAUCAUCAGUUAUCCCAACUAACCAAAGAGAAGAUCUUGCUAGAGAGGAAUAUUGAUGAUCUCCAGGUGAGACUGAUGAAACUGGAAAGAGAAAGGAGUAAAGAAUAUAGGAGCACAUCAGCUCAGGCAAAUGCACCUGAGGAGCCUAAAAUUGACAAAGAAAAGGUCCGGACGCUACUCGAGGAUUUGUGGGCAUGUGUGGAACCUCAGCAGCAGUCAGCAACUCUGCUUCAUUUACAUGGUGAGACAUCAUUAGACGUCUGCUCUAAUUCCGGACAAGUUCUACCCUCCUCUCCACAAAAAAGUCCUCUGAGUAACAUAUCCCAGUCUGCUUCUCACAAGAUCAGUGAAUCCCUAAGUCCCCCCAUGCAGCUAAAGGCCACUUGUAGGCAGUUGAAAACUUCUCCGGGUGUGGAAAAAGCCAUCAGAUACCAAGACUCUCUGCAGUCAAGCAGUGCCAAGAAACAAACGGACACUCCCAGAAAGAGCAAGUGUUUGUCAAAGGCACACAAAACUGAGGAGCUAUCUAUUGAAGUAGAUGUUAAGGAGAUAUUGGAAAUGUUUAAACCAAUGCCUCCCUGCUUAUCACCACUGUCGGACUUGUAUUCAGAGAUGGAAUCUAUGGAGACGGACGAUGCUGAAAAGGAAAACCAUUCCAAACCCUGUGAUCAAAAUGCUCCUCUUCAACAAGUGGAGCCCUUUCUCAUUACACACUCUGUGUCAAGCCACUGUCCAAAAUCUUCUGCACUACCAGCAGCCGAGACUGUGGACUUAACAAUGGUCACAACAACUGAAGUGGAACAUGUUUCUUAUCAAAUUGACUCCAAAAACUCGGGACAAAAUGAGCUGAGUGUCAUUGCUGACGGGAAGAACAAAAGCAGUACAGAUGGUGAAGAAAUGUAUCUUCAAAAUAACAUGCAAACUGAGCAUGAGCCAGCAACUGUGCCUUUAGUAUCAUUAUCUUCUUCUUCUACGUCAGACGUAACACAUUUGGUUGAGAUUGUUUCAUUAACAGCUGAAAGUCAAGCACUAUCCUGCAGUGUAAAUCCCAGUAGCGGUGAUGCCAAUAGCAUCUCUGAAACUGAAAAUGCUUUAAGAGAGCCAAAGGAAGAUCAGCCAGAGAUUAUAACAAAGAUGGAUGUAGAUGCAUGCCCCAGUGAUGAUACUGGUGUCAAGACACUUGCUCCUUAUAUUGAAGAGUCACAUGGACAAAGUGAUAACUCUGUAAUCUCUGCAGAAACUGGAGAUGUACAGCUAGUUGCAUCAUUCGUUGACUCCGUGAAAGAGACUGAGGUUGCAAAUGCAGAAAAUGGUUCAGAAGUUGAAAAGAAUCAUCAGGUUUCUGGAAGUUUAGGACAGGGCACUCAAGAUGAUACGGUCUUGAAGCCACAAGAGGAUGCAGGGUUUCUUGGCAAGGACUUAAAAAUGGAAGAAGAUGCCCCCUGUUCAUCAAGCUCUGACUGCAUCACUAGUGUCUCAAAUAUAAAUUUUGAAACGGUGUGCAAAAGUGAUGCAUCCAUUAAGCUCAGAGAUGAAGAAAGUCAUGAGGCACAAGGAACUGGAAGAGUCAAUAUGACAGCUUCUCACUCAGAGUCAGAUAUUGAUAUUAGAACUCAAUCCCCUCAAAAAUCUUCACUGCUAAUGAAGGAAGGUGUGGAUAAAGCCCUUGCUGGGCAGGAAACUAGUCAAUCACACAUUGAAAUGCCUUCAAAAAAAGAUGCAGACAUGGAGAUCUUGAACAGUGAGAUAAUGACUGAUCAUGGGCCUUCCAUUUCUGACUUCCCACAGGAAAUAACUGUUAACUGUGAAACUUUGAAAGAAAAGCCACAUUUUCUGUGCAGGCAGUUGAGUCCUUCGUGCCUGUUAGCUACUGUAAAACUGCAGGCUUUGGAAACUCACCCAAACCCAGGAGCAUUGAAUGUUGAUGGUAACGCUGAACAUAUUUCAACAAAGCAAGAAACUCUACAGCCUGUGCAUAAUUUAGUGGAAGAAAGUGUCAUUGAAGACUUACCUCAGAACCCAGUAGACAAAGGUAGUACUAAUUUGUUAAUUCAGAAUGGUGCUGCCAAAAAUGGACAAAAUAAAUGUUUGGACUUGUGUCCAAACGUGCUUGAAAAACAAACCCCACAUGUGAACAAAGAGGAAGAAGCCAACCCAGCGGCAGGUCCAACUACAGUUCAAACACCAGACUGCAUAGGAGAAGUUCGCGCUGAAAUGGGUGAGCCACUUCCGCCUAUGCUAACCCCUCUGAGCACCCCUCAAAAGACAGGCAAAUCAAUUAGUCCUAUGCAGGCUGUUGGAAAACUCUGUUUUCCCUCACCCAUGGAUAGAUUGGCUUCUCCUACCACUCCUGUCCAGGCCCAUUUGACACCCAGUGGUCAGCACACAAGUUCUUCAUCCCUAAACAGUCCACUUCCUCCAAACGGUGUCCCUUCAUCACCACUUCAGUUUGGCUCUGCCACUCCAAAGCAUGCCGUGCCGGUCCCAGGUCGCCUGCCCUUGACAGCAUUAAAUUCUCCCCCUUCUUCUUCCUCCACUCCAUCUCAGGAAAACUCCAUGAGGAUUCUUGACACCAUGUAUCCAGAGCUCUCAGCCCGUGCCCGAACUCUUAGCAUUCUCAGAGGGAAUGUCAAUCUCAGCAUUUGUUCAUCGGAGAACGGAAUAUUACCCACAACAGCUGACAGUCAGAUAUCUGGCUUUAAAACUAUCAACUCCACCUCAACAGCAUUCACCAAGACCAGAGGAGAAAAAAGACAAGCCAUCAGUUUUCCUGAACCAAAAAACACCAAAUGUGUUAAACUUGAUAGCUGCUCUCCUACUGGCAGUCACAAUCAAGUACCUUCCUCCUCAAACGGUGGAGAGGAAACCACCUCACCUCAUACUCCCGGGCAAAAACAGCUCCAAAAUGAGGCAACCUCUCAAUCCCUAGAAGGUGGAAAAACCGCUGAGCAGAAUCUUAUAAUCAGUUCUUUGAAGAAGAUUGAAAAUCAGUGCUUUGAUCUGUUGCCUGUGAUUCAGAGCCACCUGUAUGUCGGUAACCUUCCCAAAAAGCCUGUCUUGAGAGAAGAGGAGCAGGAGGUCAUCUCCGAGUUUUGCCAAAGCAGCUUGGCCAGAGCUGAUGAUAUGAUUUUGGCAAUCUUGAACAAAGUGAAAAGGGAGGGAAAGGAUCUGAGCAGACACUAUAUGCAGGCCCUUUGUAGGGUCUACACAGGGAUCUGUAGACAGAAGAGCGACAGGGAGAAGGCUCACAUCCUAGCUUACAGCAUUCUUGCAGAAGAUUUUCCAGAUUCUGCUAAGCUGAUUUUGUUUAUGGUGACAACAUGGCCAAGUAUUCUCUCACACGGUAGUUCUCUGUGCCAGGCCAUACAUGCUGUCACCAAACUGAAAGCACAGCAAGAGCUUCUCAGCUGCCUUUCAGCAUUCCUUGGUUGGGAGAAGUGUCCUCCCUUUGACAUAGACCAGCUGAUCUCCAGAACACUGUCUGAUAUUCAAUCAGGGUCAAAACUGUCUUUCACAAAACACAAUCGCUAUGGGAACGACCUAGGGACUGAGGCUUGGGAGCAUGUCUUCACACUACACCUCCUUUGUACCCACAGGAAAUGGAAGUGGACCUAUGAAAAUAUAUUGGGGAAGGAGUUGUGGCCGUUAAUGAACACUUGGGUGACACAGCCCAGAGAUCAACAAGCAGCGAUCUCUGAUAUAACUGUCGCCACUGUACUUCGACUCAUAGGACGCCUCAGUCAAAUGGGAAUCAAAGAGAGGAGCAUUUCUUCCGUGUUAACUGUGGCCAACAUCAUCAACACAUUUGGUAGACACGGAGAGGCUGAAGGCGUGCCAUGGGAGGUCCAGUUAGCAGCUGUCUACUGUAUCUAUGACCUGUCUCCCUGCAACCCCAAACAAGCCCUGGACGCAAUCGCAGGGUGGAGAGGAGAGACGUCUCAGAACGUCCCUCCUGCUGUCACCAGCUGCAUUAACCAGUUAGCCUCUAUCUGCAGACAGGUCAAGAGCUGAGAUAGACAAGCCGUUCAAAAACAAAAACAUGCUUGCACCUCAAAGUUCAUUUUAAUUUUCUUUCUGGCAACCCACAAUAGAACUGUUAACAUUUGAGUACAGAACAUACACUGAUAGGUUUUGUGCUCUUCUAAUACAGGGUGGCUGGAGAUUCAUAGUAAGUGAACAAUAAAAGACAGUUACAGACUUCUUUAACAUUUUUUUUAAUUUGCAUUUCUACUCAAAACAAAACUGUUAUUUAAAUGUUAAUGUUCUCUGAUUUUGUAGCAGUUUUUUUUUUUUACAAAAAGGCAUGUAAAAUAUGGCUUGCUGAAUUUCUUUUAGCUGUCCACCCCUGCAAUAAUUUUACCAGCACAGCUCUAGGCCUUUUUGCUAUACUCAGGUAUUGCUCUAAAUAUUGUAAAGUAUGUACAUGUAUUCAAGUGUUUGUAAAUAUCAGGCGUUAUUAUAUAUCAGGUUACUGUUUGUAUGAAUGAAAAAUAGGUAUAAAGUUUCAGAAGUUAUUUAAG